Molecule: messenger RNA, 945 nt
Organism: Paramecium pentaurelia
Lineage: Eukaryota; Ciliophora; Oligohymenophorea; Peniculida; Parameciidae
Source: the annotation of a GenBank genome assembly
UAAUGAAAGAAAUUCUUGGUUUGGCUACUGUGAUACUUAUGGGGAUUACCCUUUACAUGAAUGGAUAGAGUGAAAUUUCUAAUUAAAAUUAAUUUUAAUAAUGGCAAUCACUUCACUCUAAAUUUUAUACACAAAUUGAGGAAUAAUAUCGUAGAAUGGUCUUUGAACAAAACAAAAAAAUGAUUGAUGAACAUAAUGCUAAUCCUGAAAAUACCUAUACAAUGGCAAUUAAUUAAUUUGCUGAUUUAACAAAGGAAGAAUUUGUAGCCACUUAUUUAAGUUCUGAAUAUUCAUAAGGAUUAAAAAAGAAAUCAAUUAAAGCUAAGUCUUAAUCCAUACCAAAUGAAUCUUAUGAUUGGAGAAACACAACAACAGUGAGAGACAUGAAAUCUGGGUGCAUAUCAAGUUGGGCUUUUUCAACUGUUGGAGCAGCCGAAUCAUAUUUAACUGUGGUGAAAUCUUAAAAAUUAUUACUUUCAGCCUAAUAACUAUUGGAUUGUGAUGCAACAUCAUUUUCUUGCAAUGGAGGAGUUCCCUAUAAAGGUUUAGAUUAUAUUAUUAACUAUGGCAUUACAGUAGAAUCUGUUUAUCCAUAUGUAAGAAAUUAAUAUUAAUUUAUUAGACAGCUAGAUUUUCACCAUGCAAAAGAGAAGGAGGACCAUAUACUAUUAAUGGUUAAGAAGAUGUUGAUGAUCUUAAAAGUGCUUUGAGAUAAUAUGGAGUCUCAGUAUUUGUUGAUGCUACAAAUUGGCAAUUUUAUUCAACAGGAAUAUUUAGUAAUUGUGAAGAUAAUGUAAACUUUGCAGCAACAGCAGUUGGUUUCACUGAUCAAUAUUGGAUUGUUUAAAGUUCAUAUGGUACUGGUUGGGGAUAAAAUGGAUAUAUUUAUUUGGCACCUGGAGAUACAUGUGGAGUUGAAUCAUUUGGUGUUAGAGCUCUUUGAUU